AUGAUUCCAGCCUGGAGCUAUUUCUUGAACAUUUUCACCAUUGUUAACUUCACCAAUGAGCUGUGUUACUCAGAGGAGGGUAUGGUGGGAGUUUGUUACCAUUCCUCAGAAUGUCAUAGUUUGGGAGGGCAGCCCCACGGUUCAUGUGCCCAAGGCUUCGGUGUCUGCUGCUUUGUGGUAAGGACAUGUGGGGAAAGCUCAGUAGUCAACAACACUUACAUCACUUCCGCUGCGGUCUCCCAAGACAUGGACUCUGGAGUAUAUAUCUGCUCCAUCACCAUCUACAAGUCUCACCCCAGCGUCGUUCAAUUCAGACUCUCAUUCGACAACUUUCAGCUUGCAGGACCUGUGGAAGGGAACUGUGUUGUGGACAGGUUUGUAGUGACUGGGCAGAAUAGAAAUGACAUAAUUCCUGCGAUCUGUGGCUUUAACUCUGGCAAACAUGUGUACGUUGAUGUGGAUGAGACGGAAGGCCCAGUCUCACUAACACUGUUGUCGUCCGGAGCCCAAGGAGUUCCCCGUGACCUAAGGGUCAGGGUGACCCAAAUGACCCUUGGCCAUCCCCUACUAGCCCCUCGCAACUGUCUUCAGUACUACACAGAACCUAGAGGCAGCGUAGAGUCCUUCAACUAUGAUCCAGCCCCUACAGGCUCAUCCUCUGGAUAUUUUAACAAUCUUGAUUAUGCAAUAUGCUUCAAGAAAUCACCAGAUGGACAGUGUGGGAUUGUGUAUUCCAACGCAGCUGGCGGAAUGGAAUACCCAUUUCAAAUUGUUAACCGUGAAAGUGACGGAACAUCCACUGUACCUGAGGGACAGGCAGGAGCUGAAAGUUUUGACUGUCCUGAUGACUAUAUCUCAACAUCCACUAUCAAACUUUGUGGCUACAAACUCAAUGAUGGUUCUACUACCAUUGACUACUCUAAAAACUCUCCUGUUGAAGACAAAACCAACGGACCACUGAUCUUGCGGUUUCAUACAAAUGAGAAUGUGACAGGACAUGGGUUUCGUUUAGACUACAUGUUGACUUGCUAUUCUGGUGCAGGCAGCGUAACAUCUCCAUCAAUCCCAGCUCUCCCCGAAGCUGUCACCCGCAUCCCUUUGCCAGUUUGA
Messenger RNA from Macrosteles quadrilineatus (aster leafhopper), 1110 nucleotides. RefSeq lists its product as uncharacterized. Bases 1 to 1110 code for a protein of 369 amino acids. Lineage: Eukaryota; Metazoa; Arthropoda; Insecta; Hemiptera; Cicadellidae. The record is from RefSeq and is a predicted model, not a curated record. The transcript has 8 exons.